Molecule: messenger RNA, 1222 nt
Organism: Austrofundulus limnaeus
Lineage: Eukaryota; Metazoa; Chordata; Actinopteri; Cyprinodontiformes; Rivulidae
Product: activity-regulated cytoskeleton-associated protein
Source: RefSeq, a predicted model, not a curated record
GUUGUCAAGAAAAAUGUUUUCUCAAAUGGAACAAAUGAAUUCAAAACAGACAGAUUUACUUUUGGAGCAUCAAAAACAAACUGUCAAACAUGUGGAUAAACGAGUGGAGUAUUUAAGAGCACAAUUUGAUGCUUCACUUGGAUGGAGGUUAAAGGAACAGCAUGCUGACAUUACCACAAAAAUAAUACCUGAGAUCAUUCAAACAGUGAAGGAGGACAUUUCUCUCUGCCUUAGUACUUUAUGCUCCAUAGCUGAGGAUAUACAAACCUCAAGAGCAACCACUGUAACUGGACAUGCAGCUGUGCAAACCCAUCCAGUUGACUUACUUGGAGAGCAUCAUCUAGGAACUACAGGCCAUCCUAGAUUGCAGUCAACAAGAGUUGGAAAACCUGAUGAUGUGCCUGAGUCGCCUGUAAGUUUAUUCAUGCAAGGAGAAGCGAGGAGUAGAAUUGUGGGGAAAAGCCCCAUUAAACUGCAGUUUCCAACAUUUGGUAAAGCUAAUGACUCCUCUGACCCUCUUCAGUACUUAGAGAGGUGUGAAGAUUUUUUGGCCCUCAAUCCACUCACUGAUGAGGAACUUAUGGCUACACUACGAAAUGUGUUACAUGGUACUUCCCGAGAUUGGUGGGAUGUGGCACGUCAUAAAAUCCAGACCUGGAGAGAAUUUAACAAACAUUUUCGUGCUGCAUUCCUAUCAGAGGAUUAUGAGGAUGAGCUGGCAGAAAGAGUACGCAACAGAAUUCAAAAAGAAGAUGAAAGCAUCAGAGACUUUGCCUACAUGUAUCAAUCUCUGUGUAAACGCUGGAAUCCAGCUAUAUGUGAAGGGGAUGUUGUUAAACUGAUCUUAAAAAACAUUAACCCCCAACUCCCCAGUCAACUAAGAAGUAGAGUAACUACGGUGGAUGAAUUAGUCCGUUUGGGACAACAGCUGGAGAAGGACCGACAGAAUCAACUGCAAUAUGAACUAAGGAAAAGUUCGGGGAAGAUAAUUCAGAAAUCUUCUUCCUGUGAGACUUCUGCAUUGCCAAAUACUAAAAGUACACCCAACCAGCAGAACCCAGCUACCUCCAACCGACCUCCUCAAGUAUACUGCUGGCGCUGCAAAGGACAUCAUGCACCAGCCUCAUGUCCACAAUGGAAGGCUGAUAAACAUCGGGCUCAGCCUUCAAGGUCAUCAGGCCCACAAACAUUGACAAAUUUACAGGCUCAAGAUNGAAUUUGA